Molecule: messenger RNA, 627 nt
Organism: Cetraspora pellucida
Lineage: Eukaryota; Fungi; Glomeromycota; Glomeromycetes; Diversisporales; Gigasporaceae
Source: the annotation of a GenBank genome assembly
CGUGAUGCAGCCAACCUUUUUGAUGUUGCCUAUGCAUUCGGAUAUGUAGCACAGCAAUAUGAAGAUGAUAUUGACAGAUUUGGUUACCAAAUGCAACAGAAACUUGAAAAAAGGUGGGCAGAUUGGGAGCAACCUCUUCUUCUUUUGGCCAUUAUUUUUUAUUCGCAAUAUUGUGUUCAGGCUUUGUCCAAUAUUAAUAUUUUUUUUCUCGAGCAAAUAACAUGUUGGAUCGAAUAUUAUUAUGAAAUGUGGUUUGGUGUAAAACCAAAAUGUGUAGCAUUAGAAUUAACUGAAUACUAUAUGAGAUGUGGAGAUAUGUCAAUGAAUAAUGCAAUCAAGCUUACAUUGUUGCGAUAUUGGGAAUUUGCAGCAAUUGAUCAAAAAGAGAUUGGUAAGGAUAGUUUUAAAGCUCAAGACGUAGUCAUCUCAAAUGAAGAAAUAACACCAACGCCUCACUGUGAGUUUCAGUCGGAAUCAAACCUUGAACCAAUAAAUGACAUGAACGGUCCUGAUGAGCAUGUACCGAUGUCUGAUAGUGAUAAAAUUCCUAAUGAUGAUUAUGAAAGUGAAGAUUAUGAUAGUAAUGACUAUGCAAGUGAUAAAAGUGAAUCUAUUAUCAGAGAAUGG